Molecule: messenger RNA, 714 nt
Organism: Ascochyta rabiei
Lineage: Eukaryota; Fungi; Ascomycota; Dothideomycetes; Pleosporales; Didymellaceae
Exons: 1
Coding region: 1-714 (237 amino acids)
Source: RefSeq, a predicted model, not a curated record
AUGAAUGAAUCGAGCCUUGCCAGACAUGGCUUCCCCGUGUUGGCCUAUCUUACUUCAGAGCCACUCUUACUGCUGUUCACGCUGCGUAUCCAACACUAUGACGCGCGCAAGCAGGUGACGCUGAUGCUAAGGACUCCCGCCGCGUACGUGCACGGCGCUAAUAACAAAACGGCGUUUGUCGCACAGUAUAAUGCCGACAAUCUGCUGCUGGGAACCAGAACUAAUGCUGCAACUGUCUACCUUCCCCAAGUACGUCGCGAUGGAGUUGCACGCAAUGCCAAGGACUGCGAGUGGACGACGCUCACAUUGUGCUUGGACAAGCCGUGUCCGCUCUGGUGCCCCUUUUUAAAAGCAUUAACGCCUGCUCCCUCUGAACACCGCCCCGCACCGACGUCUUGUCUCGCCACCGAGUCGCGCUCCUUGCCUCCGCGCUGCAGACUCCCAAACUGCACCGACCGCCCGACCACCACGACCACUGCAGACUCUCCAUCUCGAUCCCGUCUACGCCCCCUCGUUACGUUCCGAACGUUACCCCGAGCGCCCAGCUCACCUGCGAACAAGGUCGCGCUCUUCUACUUUGAGCUGAGCAGCCCUUUGAGAGGCAGGACGGCAGGUACGGCGCGAGUGGGCGUGUGCUCUGCGCGAUCCGACGUGGCGAGCGAGCGUUUGGAGCUCUGUCCGGGAUGCUGGCUGGCUCGCUCCGCUUCUUCGUGA